CGGACUAUUCAGUUAGUUCACCAGCUGCAGGAGUGGUAUUAAACAAAGGCGAUAUACUUUGUGUAUUAUGGUCUGUCAUCUCAAAAACAGAUACAAGUAUUGAUGUAAAAUUAACACAUGGAGAUCCACAGAACUUACAACUAGAUAUGGUUUUAUGCUCAAAUAUUGAUCCAAAAGUCGGUCAAUGUAAUUAUACUAUCGGUGAUCUUCCUUCGAGACGUGAUUUUGCUAUUAUUGUCGGAAAGAACCCUGAUCAUUUGGGGUUUUCAAGUUUUUUCGCCAUAAAGUCGGUUGGACCCCUUCCACAAUCAACAGGAUGUCCAAACUUUGGUGGUCAUGACUGCCCCGAAACAUUACCAUGUUGCAGUGCCAGUGGUUUUUGUGGAA
This is a messenger RNA of Racocetra persica, 387 nucleotides long. The record is from the annotation of a GenBank genome assembly. Lineage: Eukaryota; Fungi; Glomeromycota; Glomeromycetes; Diversisporales; Gigasporaceae.